Solanum lycopersicum (tomato) is the source of this 1094-nucleotide messenger RNA. Its product is annotated as protein XRI1-like. The record is from RefSeq and is a predicted model, not a curated record. Lineage: Eukaryota; Viridiplantae; Streptophyta; Magnoliopsida; Solanales; Solanaceae. Gene Ontology annotation, biological process: female meiotic nuclear division; male meiotic nuclear division.
GGAACAUACAUACAUACUCUUCUCUGCAUCACACAAAAACUUAUCAAUCAAAAAAAAAAAAAUGGGUGACCUUCACUCAAUUGCUUACAAUAGCUUCUCUUCCCUAGGUUGUGACUUCCAUGGCCUAGAAGUUCUCAACAAUGAUAUGUCUCCAUUUAUGGAGAGCACUCCACCAUUUUUGUCAAAUUUUGAUUGUGAGUUGUCAAGUGGAUAUCUACAAGAUGCUUUAUUCAAAUUCAACUCAAAAAGAAGGCGUUUAUUUUUGUUUAAUGAUGAUGAUGACAAGGAGAAUUAUCAAAAUAAAGAUUCAAUUAAGAAUUUGUGGAGCUCCACAAUUGACCAACAAUUUUCUGAGGAUUAUGAUUCUUUUAGCCAGAUAACCAAGUGUGAUAGCUUUUCUGGGGAUCCAAUGAGCAAAAUGAGUGAAGAAUAUUCCAAAAGAACAGAGGAGGAAGCAAUCUCAGAAAAUUAUUAUUAUUCUUCUAAUUCUUCACCAACAUCAUCAUCUCAUCAUAAUAAACAACCUCUACAAUAUGGAGGAGGUGAUAAAAAGAGAAGAAUGUGUGGAAAAAUUGUGUAUCCAUUUGGGCUAGUGAAGCCCGGAGGGCAAGAAGGAGACGUGACAUUAAAUGACAUUAACGAGAGGAUUCUAAUGAGGCCGACCCGGCCCGUAAGGCAUCCGGUUGGGGACUUUGCAUGUCGUUCGACCGUAUGCCCUGCUGGACCAGGAUUAUCCGGCAAGACGGUGGUUGCACUCACCAAAAUUCAUACUCAAGGGAGGGGGACAAUCACAAUUAUAAGGACUCGAGGGUGAUUGGAGAGGACGUACCACCUAGGUAGCUAGCUAGGGUCUAUUUCGAGGUAUGUAGGAUCAGAUAGGAAGGUAAAACUAAAAGAGAAUAUGUAUCUUUAUAUUCUAUCUUUUGCUCAUUUGAUUGAUGAAAUAGGUUGAGAAAAAUGAUUGUAACGUUUCAAAAUGGAAAGACCUGGCAGCUCGUUUCGCCCUUGUUGAUAUUCUUUGUAGUUAUUCAAUGAGAAUUAAAGAGUGUAUGAUAUAUGAUAUGAAUAUAUAUAUGGAUGCAAGUGGAUGUAUA